GGUGAUGGGUCGGUCAGUCAGCAGAUCGAAAGACCACCGCAAGUAUGCUCAACCUCUGGACACGGCACUCAGCGUCAGUACGUGGCAAUACCUAGUACGCACAGUGCGAUACGACACGCCACCUCAUGCAGGACAGACCGUCACAAGUAGUUGUACGAUGGCGGGCUCUUUCACGUCCCACAACAUUGUAUUUGCAGGAGAAGCCGGAGUUGGGAAGAGUUCUCUGAUUAACCUACUCCUCGAUUUGGAUGUAUCUGAAGCCUCCAACAACGUCUCAGGGGGUACCCGCGAAAGGAAACGAUACAUCGCGAUUCAGGAUCGAAAUGUCUAUCGUCUAUGGGAUACACCUGGUCUCAACGAAGGCACCCAGGGGAAUGUCCCACAACGCCGGGCCAUAAAAAUACUGGAAUCUCUUAUCAAGGAGUUGAAGUCGGAAGAUGGAGUCCAUCUCGUCGUGUUCUGUUUCCGAUUCACCAAAGUACCAACAGCCGGCCUCAGAAGGGUAUACGAGUUCGUCCUCGCUUCCAUUCAUGGUAUACAAGUACCUGUCAUCGCGGCAGUGACACAUGAAGACGAGAUAUUGCAGAUAUCAGAAGAUUGGUGGAAUGGAACUGAGGUCCACCGCAAGCGAAAGGGGAUGACGUUUGCGGCUUACGCAUGCGUGUCUACAUUGCAGGAUGUGGAUCAUCCCCCGAUGCAAGGCAGGCGAAGCAAGGCUAAAGAUGAUAUGUGGCAGUUGAUCAAGACACAUGCUAAACCAUUAUUACCGCCCAACACUCCUCCUAAGGAGAUCAACGUAAUUCUUCUUGGGCAAACAGGGGUCGGGAAGAGCUCUAUCGUGAACCUGAUUGCUGGCCAGCACAUCGCGCGUGUUAGUCCGGACACCGAUGUCUGCACUAUGAGCUCCACGGAAUAUCGGUUCGAGAUGGGAGCGCACGAUUUCCGCAUCUGGGACACCGCAGGUCUUGAGGAGCCUGAGGUCGGGGCAAACGGAUACCUCACUGCAAUAGCAAAAGCGCUCCAGUUAGUCCGUCGGUUGGCAGCCGCUGGCGGAGUCAGCCUUCUCUUGCUGUGCAUGCAAGGUGAAAAGGUCACAGGAGCAGCCCGGAGCAAUUACAGGCUAUUUUACGAGAUGCUCUGUGGGAGAUGUGUGCCAGUUGGUUUGAGCGCUGGGCAUGCUUGCAUCACUGGGCUGCCAUCUUAUCCGGAGAAAUACGCACUGUCAAGAGCUGCAAUAUAUGGCCUGCUGACGGACUGCGACCACUUGGGGAAAUACACGAUGCCUCCUCAUAUCUGGUUCAGGAGAGUGGCGAGGAACAUGAAAUCACUUGUCAUGGGAGGAAGCCUACCAAAGGGAGAGAAGCUGACCCAGGCGUUGAUAACGCGGUGCGGUUUGAAGGAAGCAGACGCUGGAGAACUCAGAAGGCUCCUUGAAGAAGUUGAUGAUGGGUCGUCAUUAGCGGUUACAGCAUAAUAUUACCUUCCAUACCCACCAUACGAGUGUGGGCCAUUAAUUUAUGCGCGAUCUCGUGGAGAAGACGACCUUCCUUAGAGUAGCCCUAGCAGAACGAUCAAAACACCCUCGAUAUUGCUCAGAAACACACGAUGCGGUCUUCGAAUGAUUUACGAGGCGGGGUUAUGGAGCUCGUAGUG
This is a messenger RNA of Pisolithus orientalis, 1653 nucleotides long. RefSeq names its product P-loop containing nucleoside triphosphate hydrolase protein. The coding region runs from base 158 to 1474 and encodes 438 amino acids. The transcript has 5 exons. The record is from RefSeq and is a predicted model, not a curated record. Lineage: Eukaryota; Fungi; Basidiomycota; Agaricomycetes; Boletales; Pisolithaceae. Gene Ontology annotation, molecular function: GTP binding.